CAUCAUGAGACAUGUUUAAGAAAGUUAGCAGUCGAGCAUAAAGAAGAUCCCAAUAAGUUUAUGACUAUAACCGAGAAAGAUAAACUCGAUUCAAUAUCAUUUAAGGAUAGGAUAAAAAUUGAUACAAGAAUGUGUGGCCACACAAAAGAAGGUGGAGAAGAUCCUGAAGAAUAUAUGGAUAUGAAAGUUCAUGAAAGAUUAAUAGAAUAA
Messenger RNA from Diversispora eburnea, 210 nucleotides. The record is from the annotation of a GenBank genome assembly. Lineage: Eukaryota; Fungi; Glomeromycota; Glomeromycetes; Diversisporales; Diversisporaceae.